AUGUCUACUCCCCUGCGUCACGCCCUCAGGCGACUCGGCGCACCACACUCGCCUGCCGCCACCGCCGCUGUCAGGCACGCCGCGUCGCUCCGCAGGCGUGCUUGUUGGCCGGACCUGGCACCGCCACUGGAAACCUUCGUGUUGAGCCACAACAACACGGCCAUGCGCGAGGAUCGGCGUUCGUUAUUCAAAAACCAAAAGACGUUUCCCGUUGGUGGAGAAGCGAAGCUGCACGCGGACGACAUCGCUGUGACAGCGAAAAACCGUAAACUGUUUGGUGACGCCGCCUCACACGAUGGCCCAGGUAAUUCGAGGGACGAUAUGGCGAUGCCCACUGCUGCAGAGCUGGACAAAAUCCUGCCAACGGCCAAGCAGCUGCAGAACGAAAUUCCAUCCGCCGCUGCGGUACGGAACGCAAUGCAGGAAGGCCAAGACGCCGCAAUGUGGAAGGGCGGCGACGACGACGAUGAAGUGUAG
Messenger RNA from Trypanosoma rangeli, 477 nucleotides. RefSeq lists its product as uncharacterized. NCBI's taxonomy places the organism in Eukaryota, Euglenozoa, Kinetoplastea, Trypanosomatida, Trypanosomatidae. Bases 1 to 477 code for a protein of 158 amino acids. The record is from RefSeq and is a predicted model, not a curated record. The transcript has a single exon.